Molecule: messenger RNA, 1619 nt
Organism: Dermacentor silvarum
Lineage: Eukaryota; Metazoa; Arthropoda; Arachnida; Ixodida; Ixodidae
Product: KICSTOR complex protein kaptin
Exons: 13
Coding region: 180-1535 (451 amino acids)
Biological process (GO): cellular response to amino acid starvation; negative regulation of TORC1 signaling; actin filament organization
Cellular component (GO): KICSTOR complex; actin cytoskeleton; lamellipodium
Molecular function (GO): actin filament binding
Source: RefSeq, a predicted model, not a curated record
UGCAAGCUCGCUCGCUGUCAACAAAAAUAAACACGGGAAUAAACUUCGCGCGGCUUUAGCAACCGGAAAGACUGUCCGCCCCAAAGCUGUCGGCUUGUACCCUAGUUUCUGCGCCCUUUCUCUGUGUGAUUAUGCGUGACAAUCAAGCGACACUCUCACUUACUUUCCGAAGUUCGUAAAUGAAACAACACAGAUUCAUUGCUAAGAUGUAUCCGGACAGGAGAAAAAUGAGCGAGGCUCACUUCUCGGGGCUGCCUUCGCAGAGCAACAUUUACGGCAUGACGACUUUGAACAUCGGCGACGCCAACAAGGUGCUGGUGUCUUGCCUUCAGAGAAACGUGUUCUGCAUAGAGUACGCCAGGAACAAAAAGAACGUGUUGACGCCGUCAUCCAGAGAAAUACACUUCACCUAUCUGCCAGAGGGAGCCGACGUGAUUGCGAUCGAUGCAUUCAGCAAGUCGGUGCCCGACAACUUGGACAUCAUCAUCGGAAUUGCCUUCAUCAGGCCUGGAGAAAAUCAGCUUGCAAGACAUUAUCUCAACAUUUAUUCUCAGUCGGAGCCAGGUUGUGGACUAGACCUUGACAGAAUUGCACAGGGUUGUCAGAGCCUCGAGCUCAAUUUCAUUCCUUACCAGCUCACACACGCACCGCUGUUCUCUAACCAAACUGGCCAGAGAAGUGGAGAGUUUGUGUUUCUCCUGUGUGGCAGCGACUCCAGGAUACAUCUUUUCAGAGAGGAUAUACACCAGACCUACAGCGAGAUCCCGGUAGAAGACCACUUUCCAGAAUUCGGAAACAUUCCUGACAUCGUCUUGGUGAUGGAUCUCAAGUACAAGGAAGAAGACGGCACCCGAAUUUCAGCCAUUGGUUGUGAGAACGGAUUUGUUCAAGUCGCAGUGACUGCACUGAAGAACAGUGGUGAAAUUCAGAUUAAGUCAUCGUGGCAAGUUGACUUGGACUCGCCUAUCUCUGCCUUGCAUCUUUUUGAAGACAGUGCCCAUUGGCCAUUGCCUGAUUAUAUCAAGCACACCGAGCUCACCAACUGCUACAACUCAGGCCCAGCUCUGAAAACGCAUCUUCUCAUUUGCCGUGCUCUGAUUCCGUCACUUGUUUACAGGGACGUGCUUGACCGAGGCUUAGAGAUGCAUGCCACGCUGCCAUGCAGUGACGACUUUGACUCUGUCGUUUGUGGCUGCGUUGCCGACAUUGACAUGGAUGGUGUAAAUGAGGUCAUUUUGGGAACUUAUGGCCAGGAGGUACUUGUGUACAAGCUGGUAUGCCAGCGUUCAGGCAGGGAAGCCUACGAGCUGCUGUGGCAUCAGACGGUCUCCCAUCCUAUCCUCUCGAUAAAGUACAUGGACUUGACCGGAGAUGGAAUUUGUGAACUGCUAGUGCUGUCCACUAAAGGCCUUCACAUUCUGCAGCAUGACCUUCGAGAGACAGCCAGCAUCUGCGUAGAAAGAAUGGAGAAAAUUGCAAAACUUUUGAUUACGACUCCCAGCACAACGGAUGAAGGAGACAGCUUGCGUGUUUGAGAAAUGACGUGAAAUUUAUUUGUUGUAUAUAAUACAAAUACCAGAAUUAAGAAAGUGUAUUUACAAAAUAUACGAGUAUAUAUA